Molecule: messenger RNA, 222 nt
Organism: Sphenostylis stenocarpa
Lineage: Eukaryota; Viridiplantae; Streptophyta; Magnoliopsida; Fabales; Fabaceae
Source: the annotation of a GenBank genome assembly
AUGGACUCACCUGCAUCCUCUCUCCUCUCACCUUCACUCACAGACAUCUCCUUCACCGAUCGCACUGGCCCUCACUCGAGGGGACACCUUGAUCUCUCCGUCUCUGAUUUCACUCUCCCCCACCCUCAACCUCUACCACCGUCAUUGUGCCCUAAGGCCAUCUCACUCAUUAUUCAAUCCUUCCCAUCUGCGGAUGCUGCACCUCUAGAUGAACCACCUUAG